AUGAGUGCUUUAUUGUCGGCAGACGAUCUAAACGACUUUAUAUCUCCUGGUAUAGCCUGUAUCAAGCCUACAGUCACCGAAAAUCGAUCGCAAGAAGCUCUGGAGUAUGGAGAAGUCGAAAUCCAAAUCGAUGAAAAUGGAAAGCCUCUUGAGAUUUCCAAGAUAGAUGGUGCCACUAAGAACCUUUCGCCGGCCCAGAUUUCUCUUGCCGAUUGCCUCGCGUGUUCUGGAUGUAUAACUUCAGCAGAAGAGAUUUUGGUGGCACAGCAUUCACAUAACGAGUUGAUCAAAGCGCUUAAAGAAAAGAAGACGAAUAACAAAAUAUUCGUGGCCAGCAUAUCACACCAGGCCAGAGCUUCGCUAGCUACUGCUUACUACAUGAAGGUUUCGGAUAUAGACAGGCUUCUAGUGGACUUGUUGGUGAACCAAAUGGGGUUCACUUAUGUCGUGGGCACUGGGUUGGGCCGCAAACUCUCACUUAUUAACGAACUGCAGAGCGUUAUCGAGAGAAAAGAGCAUGGAUUCCAGGGACCAAUAUUGUCAUCUAUAUGCCCAGGAUGGGUCUUGUAUGCUGAAAAGACUCACCCUCAUGUUCUUCUGCGAAUAUCAGAUACAAAAUCACCGCAGCAAAUCACUGGUUGUUUGCUCAAGUCGUUGACGGCUCACCAGCUCGAGGUCGAAAGAGACCAAAUUUACCACUUGUCUAUCAUGCCUUGCUUCGAUAAAAAGUUGGAAAGUGCUAGACCGGAACAGGAUCCACUGUUGGUACUGAACGAUGUAGAUUGUGUGUUGACCCCGAAGGAACUUGUCACUCUACUUGACGAAUGCAAAGACAAAUUUUCGCUAACUUUUGAUGCAUUGUCACACUCCUCCGGUUCACUUACGGAUCUCUACCAAAGCUGUGCUCCAGCGAAUUGGCCAUAUGUCGAAUUGUCUUGGUCUAGUGAUUCCGGCUCGCUGUCAGGAGGCUACGGAUACAACUAUUUGCAACUUUUGCAACUGCAUUUAUGCUUACGAGACCCUCAGCAGUAUCAGCCACAGAAUUUUCGACUCGAAUCGGUGGCAGGGCGCAACAAAGACAUCUACGAGUUGCGCCUCGUGUACAAUGACAACCAGGUUGCAAGCUCAGCCAUAGUGAAUGGGUUCCGGAACAUUCAAAAUUUGGUGAGAAAACUUAAACCAACGUCCUCGACCACGACUACAAAAACCAACCCACUCGUCGCCCGACGUAAAGCAAGACUUUCCAGCAAGAGGUCGGAAUCUGGAGCUCAAGACGUUCAACAAGCAGACGCUUCCAAAUGUGACUACGUUGAAAUCAUGGCAUGUCCUAAUGGGUGUAUAAACGGCGGAGGUCAAAUUAAUCUGCCUACAGAUGAAGACCAGAAGCUUUGGGUUUCGAAAACUCUCACACGCUACGGCUCAAUUCCUAUGGUAGACCUUUCAUCAGACUCCAGCUUGACACUAGAAUUAAUGGCCUGGUGUCGUGAGUUCUGCAUAAACUACAACGUGCCCGAGUCUAGGUUGCUCAAAACAUGGUUCCAUGAAGUUGAGCAGCCAACAGACCAGGCAGCCAUCUUGGUUGGAUCCAAAUGGUAA
Messenger RNA from Meyerozyma guilliermondii ATCC 6260, 1596 nucleotides. RefSeq names its product Nar1p (gene NAR1). The transcript has a single exon. The record is from RefSeq and is a predicted model, not a curated record. Bases 1 to 1596 code for a protein of 531 amino acids. NCBI's taxonomy places the organism in Eukaryota, Fungi, Ascomycota, Pichiomycetes, Serinales, Debaryomycetaceae. Gene Ontology annotation, biological process: iron-sulfur cluster assembly. Gene Ontology annotation, molecular function: 4 iron, 4 sulfur cluster binding. Gene Ontology annotation, cellular component: cytosolic [4Fe-4S] assembly targeting complex.